Messenger RNA from Girardinichthys multiradiatus, 5086 nucleotides. Its product is annotated as phosphatidylinositol 4-phosphate 5-kinase type-1 gamma-like. Gene Ontology annotation, molecular function: phosphatidylinositol kinase activity. The coding region runs from base 311 to 2788 and encodes 825 amino acids. The record is from RefSeq and is a predicted model, not a curated record. The transcript is spliced from 18 exons. Gene Ontology annotation, biological process: phosphatidylinositol metabolic process. Lineage: Eukaryota; Metazoa; Chordata; Actinopteri; Cyprinodontiformes; Goodeidae.
CACUGCACAAACCCUAGUCUUUAAUCACAACAUUGCAAUGAUUGCUUCCAAAUGCAUAAAGAGAAAAGACAGACUGUCGGCUGCAAGUUUAGCUAAGUAUGGUGUAGCCGCUGCGUGAGGAGGAUGACGCACAGCAGCGGAGGAGAUGAUCCGCACCGCUGGUUCUGAGGAUGACGGCGUCGCUACAAAAACAAAAACACAGCGACUAAACACAUUGACCGGAGUGAUGUCGUUGUCUGCAGCUGAACCGGAAAAUACCGAGUAAGAUGAGAUGCCCGGGCGUUUAGCUGCACCUCAUUCCUUCUGAGGCAUGCAGGGUUGCGCAUCGCCUCAAGAAGCCGUCCGGGACAUGGACCCAGGGACUGCGGGAACCUGGAGUGAUGGGAGUCCGAUAGAGGCAGCGGCUGCCGGAUCCAGUCUGCAACUUGACCUCGGGGACACCGAUUCAACCCGAAAGGUUCAAAUAACAGAGAUGCCAUCUCUGUUUGGAACAGAACCAACUCGUGAGAAGAAGAUUGGCCACAGGAGAGUAGAUGCCCAUGGAGAGACAACAUACAAAAAAACCACCUCAUCUGCCUUGAAAGGGGCAAUCCAGUUGGGGAUCGGAUAUACCGUUGGCAAACUCAGCUCCAAGCCUGAGAGAGAUGUACUCAUGCAGGAUUUCUAUGUGGUGGAAAGCAUCUUCUUCCCCAGUGAAGGCAGCAACCUCACUCCAGCCCAUCACUUCCUAGACUUCAGGUUCAAAACCUACGCCCCCGUGGCUUUCCGCUACUUCAGGGAGCUGUUUGGGAUCCGGCCAGACGACUACCUGUACUCGCUGUGUAAUGAGCCACUGAUUGAGUUGAGCAACCCGGGAGCGAGCGGCUCCAUAUUCUAUGUGACCAGUGACGAUGAGUUUAUCAUCAAAACUGUUCUGCACAAGGAGGCUGAAUUUCUGCAGAAAUUGCUCCCUGGAUAUUAUAUGAACUUGAACCAGAACCCCCGCACUUUGCUGCCCAAGUUUUUUGGUCUUUACUGUGUCCAAUGUGGAGGCAAGAACAUUCGAAUGAUUGUGAUGAACAAUAUAUUACCACGCUCGGUUCGCAUGCACCUCAAGUUUGACCUGAAGGGCUCAACGUACAAGAGGCAAGCAUCCAAGAACGAAAGAGAGAAGUCUAAACCCACGUUUAAAGACUUGGAUUUUCUGAGUGACGUUCCUGAGGGCCUCACUCUGGAUCAGGAAACGUUCAACGCAUUGGUCAAAACACUGCAAAGAGAUUGCCUGGUUCUGGAGAGUUUUAAGAUUAUGGAUUACAGUUUGCUGCUUGGCAUCCAUAAUAAAAGCCUAGCAGAGAAAGAACAGCUAUCCCAAGAUUCACCACCAGGAGGCGGUGAUGAGAAGAAGCCCACAGGACAGAGGGCUUUGUAUUCCACUGCUAUGGAGUCCAUACAAGGGGGGUCCACAUGCAGGGACACGCUGGAACAUGAUGACACAAUGGGAGGUAUCCCAGCAGUGGGAAGUAAGGGAGAGAGCCUCCUGCUGUUCAUUGGGAUUAUUGACAUUCUGCAGUCCUACAGACUGAUUAAAAAACUGGAACACUCUUGGAAGUCUCUCAUCCAUGAUGGAGACACAGUGUCGGUCCACAGGCCUAGUUUCUACGCAGAGAGGUUCUUCAAGUUCUGUAGCACAGUUGUCUUCAGGAAAAGCUGCUCAUUACGACCAUCUCCAUCCAAGAGAGGUCGAGGGGCUCUCUCUGCAUCCAAGUACAGUGCUGGAGCCGGAUCAGCUGGACAGCGUCCCUCUCUGACUGAUGAAAGGCAGGAAAACCUGGAGAACCUAAGAGGAGCCCUCAGGUUUUCUAUACUGGAAGAGAAUGGUAAAGAACCCCCCUGCACUCCCCCAUCAUUUGAAGAUGCAACGACAGCAUCUAUUGCAACCACUCUGUCAUCUAACAACUCUCUACCAACCACCCCGUUUGAUACUCCAGAACAUCCACGCUCCAGAAGACCAAUGCAUUCACCAAACAUAGUCAGAUCACAAAAAGAGUUUGUUGAGGUUCAUGGUGAACGUCAGGACACUAUAACUGUGGAAGUGGAGCUGAGCAAGAUCCCACUGAGCACAGAGCUCACGCAGAGGACAGAAAUCACAUCUUCUAGCCAACAGUCACUCAGUCAUCAGACUUGUACAGUUGCUUCAUCCACCCCCAGUUCUACAUGUGCGUCCUCUGCAUAUUCCUCUGCUACCCUUCCUCCUUCCUUUGCGUCAUCCUCCUCCUCUGCUCAGCGUGUUGCCCAGUCAUCCUCUACACUCUCUUCAUGGAUCCGUCCAUCCACCAAACCACUCACCUCUCCAGGAGCUGCUCAGUCUUUAACUCUCUCCUCUCCAAUCUCAAAUUCAGCUGCACAAUCUGUUCAGCUUUCUGGUUUGUCUCCAAAUGCUUCCACUCUCACUCCUUCCUCAGCGUUCACUCCCAUUCACCCCGCAUCCACUAGCUCCUCUCAGCAUCUUCCAUCAACACCUCCCUCCUCUGCCCCUUCAAGCCCCCAGUUGCCUCAGGAAGCACCGCAUACGUCGCAAAAGCAACUUUCGGUGUCCAGUAGCCACAGCUCAUUGGAUGGGGAGGUCCAGGUUUCUGACAUUUACUUCUAUGCAGAUGGAAGAUACUGGGUGUACUCUCCAGUUCUUGGCCGUCGUAAGCUUAACUCUAGUUCAAGUUACAAUACUCAGGAGGACCAGAGCUGUGUUUUCUCUCCUUUACACUGCAGCUCAGAGUCCAGAAGAGGCUCAGAUGGGGAUAGUGAAACAUAAUUUCAGUCGAAGACAGCAGUAGUGGGUGGAGCCAGAGGCUUUUUCCACACACACAAAGGCUGGGGGGAUUUAAUGAUAAAGGCAGCAGGACACUGAUGAUUUACUGCGGGCCACUGAAGCUGCAUGUAAGAGUCUGCUUUGCUUACAGCAAAUCUUAUCAGGCAUUCAGCUGAAAGAGUGUGGCUUUGCAUUAUGCAUUCAAACCGAUGUUCAGAGAGAUUUACUGCUAAUAUGGUGAAAGACUACAUUGUAGCCUCAAUCAGGACAAUUUGUCCAUACUGAAGUGAAGAAACAUAAAUUCUGAGGUACAAUCAGAUUAGUGGCACUGUAAACGAUUUUGGUGUUUGCGAUGAAGCUCAGUCUUAUAACAUUAUAAUCAUGCUCUUGGUUCAAUCAUCGAUUUAACUCCCACAACAUAAAUACAGUAUCAAUGAACCUAAAUUGAAACCCCAUAUUUUUGAAAAUGCCAAAAAUCUGUGCAUAAAUCACAGUUUGGUUGCAGAGGGAACAGCCUAAGAAAGGUGCAUCAAACAUUCCUUUUCCCAGCUCUGCCUAUGCAAUACGUGUUAUUGAUUCCCCCCUGUUGACUUUCUAGUAAUUAGCCCAGACUUAUUUGUGCAUUUGUUCUUAACUAGAGGGUAGUCUGCUCUGUAUAAUUUAAUUUUAGCACUUUAACAAUGAAUAUGGUUGAUAAAAAAAAAAAACACUCAGACGCAGUGUAUAUCAUUUGCAUACACAGUGGUCUUACACCUCUUGUGGUUCAGUUAAAAAAAUUAUCUGAACGCAAAUGGUUUUGUUCAAAAUGCCUUAUCAAUUAACUCAUCAGCUUAUGUUUUUUCUGAUGAAAUCAUGGAAAAAUAGGACUUAAAAUAUAAUAUAUCUAUUUAUUGGUAAGUAAAAACCAAAUAUUAGUAGCUGGGUCAAGAAGAAAAAUUAAACAAGUCAAAAUAUCUUUUGUUAAUCAUCAGUUUUCAUGUGCUUAGGUACAUGCAUGUAAGUGUGUACUUGCUAUGUUGUGUUGUGUGUGCAUGUGUUUGCAUGUCUACAAUGUACGACUGGGAGAGAUAUGUCAGAUUUUCCUGUGUUCUCUUUUUGUCAAAUUGUCAAAAGGUGUUGUAACAAGUCAUGGAGUACAGCAGCAUCUAAGUAAAUUAGAAAAUCGGCAAAAAGUCAACUUAUUUCAGGAAUUCAGCACUAAAAGUAAAAAUCCUAAAUAUUUAGUGCAUUCCGAAUAAUUUAUUUGAUCAGUGUUAACUUUGAUGACUAUGGCUUAAGGCUUAUAAAACCUCAAAUGAUUUUUUUUUUAAAGCUGAAUGCUACUUAAGACCAAUAGAAAUUAUUUUUAAUAGAAAAAUGUCAUGUUAUGCUUAGACAGUUAUGGAGUAUCUAGGCCAUGGGGGGUAAGCCACAAGCGGUCAUUAUACCUUACAUUAUAUAAGAAUAUUUGUGGAAAAUUGAGUGGAAGGAAAAGGUUUGGAGAAGCUGAAUUUUGGGCUUUCAUAGUCAUCCAUCCAUUUUCUAUACCCGCUUGUCCAUCCAGGGUUGUAGGGGGGCUGGUCACUAUCUCAAGUGGUCAUUGGGCAAAAGGUGGGCUGUAACUGGCAACCCUCCUGUGAUAAACUGAUGAACUCUUGCCUGGGCAGGUCGUCAUUCCAUCACAGGGCAACAAAUAAUGGUUAUUUGUCUGGCACAUCAGACAAAUAACCAUGGAUGUGCAUAUACACUUCUAAGGGCCAUUUAGAAGUGUGAGAGAGAGCAUUAAACCUAACAUCCAUGUUUUUUGGUUUGUGAGAGGAUGAGAGAAGAGAGAACCCAUGUAUGCAAAGGAGAACAUGUAAACUCCAUGCAGAAAGGCUCCCGGUCAAGAUUUGAACCGAGGACAUUUUUUCUGCUAACUGCACCCACCACCAAGCAGCAUGUUUUCAUAAUCAUCAAAAUUAAAAUAGAAAUAGCCAAUUUCACUCUGUAUGUAUAAAAUAUGAGUUUCACAUUUUGAAUUGAAAUACUGACAUGAAACAACUUUACAUUCGAAUUUACUGAGAUCCUCCUACUUUAGCUGUUUGAGUGUUUAAUGGAGCAUGAUAGAGCAUAACAUAUGCAGAAGAUCCUCAGUUUUCUGAACAGUUUACUUGGCAAUACAUCUUUGAACUGUGACCUGCUGAAAUAACAGAAUUAGUCCCUGUCUGAGAUGCUUUUGUACUAUAUUGUUUUCAAGACUGCUGAUGUUAACCUGCCUGUUUGUGGGCAACAGUGUUUGUUGAUUAUCACUGUGAACAAAAAAUAAAAUUAUGUUGUGUA